AUGUCAUAUUUACAGCAAUGGACUACAAAAGAAGAAUCAAACUCCCUCAAACGCAAAGAAAUAGGUACAUCUCUUGCUGUUGAUAUACUUCGGGGACGCAGUUCCGGCCAGACGCAUUACACUAUCGGCUGUUUGACAGAACCGACAAGCGUUGAAUCGAGGAAAUACUUAAACAUUUUUUCUCUGGCCCCAAUUCAUUCUAAAGGAGCUGUUUUUGAGGAUAGCAUCGGAAGCAGAACUGCCUUAGAGCCGUUAAUUCCGAAAAAUAGCAGUCCGAUUCGAUCGAGACUUCCAUCUCCUCCAUUAUCAUCUUCACAAACUGGGUGCGGGCCCCUUUCUGCUGUUAAUGAGGAUAUAUUUCCGUCGCACAGUUAUCAGCGACGUCCAAGUAAUAUGGGCUGGAAUGGAGCAAGAGGCGUUGAUAACUGGCGAUUUGAAGGUGGCACGCUUUACGAAAAUCCCAUCAAUUGCCUUCUAAAUAGCGGCACAUCACUGACAGCUGCGGUGAAAAAAACUAAGGAGACGUCAAAUAAGAAUGAAUCCAUGAGCAGUGUAAUGGAUCCGAACUACAAAGACGUUAUUAUGCACCACUUUCUCCAGAACUAUGAAAAAGCCUCGGCUUCACUAGCGGCCCAACCAACGAGGGCGUACAUGUCGGCUGAUGAAGAGCCGUAUAAUUCUCAUCAUCGCCACCGGCACUACCCACCUAACAAAACAUUAAGUUUGAAACCACACCGUCAGCGUUCACCAUGGAAAAGCUUUGUGAAGGAGUCCACAAUUCCUGACCUACCUGUCGAUCCUCUGAAAACUCCUACUAAACCCAGUGGUCUUCGAUGCUCCAGUGGAGUGAAGAUAGUAUCACCGAAUCACCGUCGUAUUUACCUGGAAAAAUCGGUCACAUGGAAGGAUGACAAGCACCAAACUCAUCACCAGCAGCAUCAGCAGACGGCUGAAAAGGAGGCAGAACCUUCACUUGACUUGCAGGUUUCGCAAAUGGAUGAGUUGGUAUCGGUGUUAUCGGAUCUCUGUGAGGCUCUGGAACACUCCUCCAUUCUUAUGCCUUUGUUGAAACGGGAGACAUCGCCGGAAAACUGGACAACAACCGCUGCGCUAGCACCCUCAAGGGCUGCAGACGCUAGGCGAAGAAGUGUCGAGAUUGGACGCGAAUUGAAACAACUUGCUAUCCGCGCUGAAAAGGUUGUUGUAGAAGUGCGAGUAGUUUUCCUAAAAAUAGGAGAAAUUGACACUCUAAAAGAAUUCUACCAGGCAGAUGCCUUCUUGCAGGCCAAAUGGCACGAGCCGCGGUUGGAUGGAAAACUACCAGAGGAGUUAGGAACGGUUGAUUUAGAGAGGUAUUGGAAUCCACUGUGCUAUAUUGACAACAUUCUUUCCGAAACGAAGGAGGUUCAGUGGCUCUCCACAUCGAUUGGACAAAACGGGGAGGUUUACAUUGUUGAACGACGUCGCAUAAAAGGUGUCUUUUUGGAGACGCUUGAACUUAAUGAUUUUCCACUUGAUGUUCAAGAUCUUACAAUUACAGUCACAACUGAGAGACCUGACACAGAGGUGGACUUGAUUCCUGAUCACAACGAAAUGUCAGCCAUUAACAAGCAAACAUUUGUUGACCAGCAGGAGUGGAAGUUGCACGAGCAUGUCGAGAUUACGAAACGUGUCAUACGGCAGGAGUACUCUCGAUCUAUGAAGAGUCAUCCUUGUCUCUCUGUCACCUGCCGAGCAGCACGCAGACCGGGCUAUUUCUACUGGAAUGUCUUUCUUAUCAUGUUCAUGAUCUCGGGUUUAUCCUUCGCAACAUUUGCCGUGUCACCAGAUAAAGCCGAACUGCGUCUUCGUCUUUCCUUCACUCUCAUACUCACCUCAGUCACAUUUAAAUACGUCAUCACUCAGAGUCUACCACGAAUUUCCUAUCUCACCUACAUGGACAAGUAUGUACUGAUGUCGCUGGCAAUACUCUGUGUUAUCAGCAUCUGGCAUGCAGUCAUCGCAAUCCUCCCCAUAAACGUGAUGUCACCGUUGGACGAUAUAGCACUCCUGAACUCCUCGGCAGCCACAAUCAAUGUGUCUUCCACGAAUCCUAAUUUACUUUAUCAAACCCUCGCUGCAGCUCAUCCGUCCGCAUCUUCCGAACCCCACAAAGCGGUUCCUCAAUCUGUCCUUCUUGCUAUUUCGAAAACACAGCGACAGCGCCGAAUCUGGCAACCUCUCACCAAUGUUGAAGCGGGUGAUUUUUCAUCCAACCCUCUAGAAGCUAAUCAACGUAAUCAACUUUCUUUUCAUUUCUGUCUGCAUUCAUAUCCGCAUUCAUAUCUACAGUACUGUAUGCGCGGCCCAUUUUCGUUAAAAUAUUCGUCCUUUGUUGAACUCCUUGCUGUAGACGCUAGUCAUUCCAAAAAUCCUUGCUUCGACGGCCCAUCAAUUCCUUUCGUGGGAGCCGAAUCGCCUCCUUCAUCUUCAAAAAAUGGUGUUUCUCUUGGUGAUUUUACACUGAGCAAUGAAGCAGUGUCCCUCUACUUCCUCGCCCUCCUCCGUGCCUACAUGGAGGUACAGGACCGAGUGGAGUUGAGUCGGUUCCCUGACGCCCAGCAAAUUGAGGAGCAGCGAAGACUUGAAGUGAUGAAGCAUCUUGAACAGAAUGUUUUCAUCUCUUUCGCCGUACUCUACGUCGUCGUGCACUGCAUCUUCAUUUUCAUCCUCUACUUUGAUGUAUGUACAAUUUUAAACUAA
Messenger RNA from Hydatigera taeniaeformis, 2742 nucleotides. NCBI's taxonomy places the organism in Eukaryota, Metazoa, Platyhelminthes, Cestoda, Cyclophyllidea, Taeniidae. The record is from the annotation of a GenBank genome assembly.